AUACAAAAUUUCUCAAUAUAAACACCCCAAGAAGAACGAAACUUAUGGCGCCCUCUCCAACGUUACACCGCCCUACUCAAAUUCUUGCUUCUCUAAUGAUUUAGUUGGGCGAAAUUUUUUUUGGGUUUUUCAGUUUUCUUGUUAAGUCUUUCUUUUUGAUAAACAAAAAGAAAUUGGCGGAUUGUUGUAAAUUUUGAUCUGGGGUGGUGAAAGAAUCAUGGAGGAGAGUCGGUUUUAUCAGUGGAGUGUAAUUCGAUCUAUAUUAGCCAUCGUUCAAUGGUGGGGUUUCAACGUUACUGUUAUUAUCAUGAACAAAUGGAUUUUCCAGAAACUGGAUUUCAAGUUUCCUUUAUCUGUGUCGUGUAUACACUUCAUAUGCUCAGCAGUCGGCGCAUACCUGGUAAUUAAAGUGCUAAAACUUAAGCCACUUAUUCAUGUCGACCCUGAAGAUCGCUGGAGGAGGAUCUUUCCCAUGUCAGUUGUAUUUUGUAUCAACAUAGUCUUAGGGAACGUGAGCCUGCGUUACAUUCCUGUUUCAUUUAUGCAAACGAUAAAGUCAUUCACACCAGCAACAACAGUUUUCUUACAGUGGAUAGUCUGGAGAAAGCACUUUGAUUCCCGAAUUUGGGCUUCUUUAAUUCCCAUUGUUGGAGGGAUUUUGUUAACUUCAAUCACUGAGCUCAGUUUUAAUAUGUUUGGCUUUUGUGCUGCUUUAUUUGGUUGCCUUGCUACGUCUACGAAGACAAUUCUUGCUGAGUCUCUAUUACACGGAUACAAAUUUGACAGCAUAAACACAGUCUAUUAUAUGGCACCUUUCGCAACAAUGAUCCUGGCUGUGCCAGCCUUGUUAUUGGAAGGACCGGGUGUUAUUGAAUGGUUUCGCACGUGUCCCUCCCUGUUCUCAUCCCUUAUUAUUAUUUUCGGGUCUGGAGUAUUUGCAUUUUGCCUGAACUUCUCCAUCUUUUACGUUAUUCACUCUACAACUGCUGUCACCUUUAACGUUUCAGGGAACCUUAAGGUUGCUGUUGCUGUUACAUGUUCAUGGCUGAUCUUUCGAAACCCAAUAUCAUCUUUUAAUGCUAUGGGAUGUGCUAUAACACUCAUUGGCUGUACAUUCUACGGGUACGUGAGGCACAAGCUCUCGCAACAAUCACCUGGAACUCCUUUAACUCCUCGAACUCCUAAGGGUAAGAUGGAGUUGAUUCCUUUGGUAAACGGAAAAUUAGACGAUAAAGUUUAACAGUCUUGGCCUAGUAGAGAAUGACAAUAGCCUAUUCAUAUAGAAAAAAGAUAAGUUCUGUUCUCUGAUUUACAAUCACCUGUAAGGUUCAAUUGAAAACUCUACCCAUUUUUCUUUCCCACCCCAAUCUCCUUUAGCCUUGUGGCAUGUUUGGGAAGAAAAGUCGAAUAAUUACGGACAUUAUUACAUACGAAAAAUAAGUUAAAAUUUUGUUUAUUA
Messenger RNA from Olea europaea var. sylvestris, 1459 nucleotides. RefSeq names its product UDP-galactose transporter 1-like. The record is from RefSeq and is a predicted model, not a curated record. Bases 218 to 1240 code for a protein of 340 amino acids. Gene Ontology annotation, cellular component: Golgi apparatus. Lineage: Eukaryota; Viridiplantae; Streptophyta; Magnoliopsida; Lamiales; Oleaceae. Gene Ontology annotation, molecular function: antiporter activity. The transcript has 5 exons.